Chinchilla lanigera (long-tailed chinchilla) is the source of this 2701-nucleotide messenger RNA. It is a transcript of the gene Fzr1, whose product is annotated as fizzy/cell division cycle 20 related 1. Lineage: Eukaryota; Metazoa; Chordata; Mammalia; Rodentia; Chinchillidae. Gene Ontology annotation, cellular component: anaphase-promoting complex. Gene Ontology annotation, biological process: positive regulation of anaphase-promoting complex-dependent catabolic process; anaphase-promoting complex-dependent catabolic process; positive regulation of ubiquitin protein ligase activity. The record is from RefSeq and is a predicted model, not a curated record. The transcript has 14 exons. The coding region runs from base 281 to 1771 and encodes 496 amino acids. Gene Ontology annotation, molecular function: ubiquitin ligase activator activity; protein binding; anaphase-promoting complex binding.
GGCGUGGAGGCGUGGUCGGCGCGCGGGCACGCGCGCGGCCGAGGGAGGGAGCCGGGAGGCCGCGGAGUAGUAAGCGCCGCCAUAUUAGGGACCGCGGAGCCCCGGAUCCCGCCUGCUGCGGCGGAGGCCGGACCAGACGGAGGUGCGGGGGCCGAAGGAGAUUGCGGCGCGGCUCCGGGACAGGCGGGGCCGGCGGGAGUCAGCAGGCGACGGGACCGAGCCAGGUUGAGCUCGGCUGGUGGGCCCCGCCCCGCCCCGCCCUGCCCCACCCCGCCCCGCCAUGGACCAGGACUACGAGCGCCGGCUGCUGCGGCAAAUUGUCAUCCAGAAUGAGAACACCAUGCCGUGCGUUGCGGAGAUGCGGCGGACCCUGACGCCAGCCAACUCCCCGGUGUCCUCGCCCAGCAAGCACGGCGACCGCUUCAUCCCCUCGCGGGCCGGCGCCAACUGGAGUGUGAACUUCCACCGCAUCAAUGAGAACGAGAAGUCACCCAGCCAGAACCGCAAAGCCAAGGAUGCCACCUCGGACAAUGGCAAAGACGGCCUGGCCUACUCAGCGCUGCUGAAGAACGAGCUGCUGGGCGCCGGCAUCGAGAAGGUGCAGGACCCGCAGACGGAGGACCGGAGGCUGCAGCCCUCCACGCCCGAGAAGAAGGGCCUCUUCACGUACUCCCUCAGCACCAAGCGUGCCAGCCCUGACGACGGCAAUGACGUGUCCCCAUACUCCUUGUCCCCUGUCAGCAACAAGAGCCAGAAGCUGCUGCGGUCCCCGAGGAAGCCCACACGAAAGAUCUCCAAGAUCCCCUUCAAGGUCCUGGACGCGCCCGAGCUGCAGGACGACUUCUACCUCAACCUGGUGGACUGGUCGUCCCUCAACGUGCUCAGCGUGGGGCUGGGGACCUGCGUGUACCUGUGGAGCGCGUGCACCAGCCAGGUGACCCGGCUCUGUGACCUCUCUGUGGAGGGAGACUCGGUGACCUCUGUGGGCUGGUCUGAGCGGGGCAACCUGGUUGCAGUGGGCACACACAAGGGCUUUGUGCAGAUCUGGGACGCGGCAGCGGGGAAGAAGCUGUCGGUGCUGGAGGGCCACACGGCCCGCGUCGGGGCGCUGGCCUGGAAUGCCGACCAGCUCUCGUCUGGCAGCCGCGACCGCAUGAUCCUGCAGAGGGACAUCCGCACGCCACCCCUGCAGGCAGAGCGGCGGCUGCAGGGCCACCGGCAGGAGGUGUGCGGGCUCAAGUGGUCCACGGACCACCAGCUCCUCGCCUCGGGGGGCAACGACAACAAGCUGCUGGUGUGGAACCACUCAAGCCUCAGCCCCGUGCAGCAGUACACGGAGCACCUGGCAGCCGUCAAGGCCAUCGCCUGGUCCCCACACCAGCACGGGCUGCUGGCGUCGGGCGGCGGCACAGCCGACCGCUGCAUCCGCUUCUGGAACACACUCACGGGGCAGCCGCUGCAGUGCAUCGACACGGGCUCACAAGUGUGCAAUCUGGCGUGGUCCAAGCACGCCAACGAGCUGGUGAGCACCCACGGCUACUCGCAGAACCAGAUCCUCGUGUGGAAGUACCCCUCCCUCACGCAGGUGGCCAAGCUCACCGGCCACUCCUACCGCGUCCUCUACCUGGCAAUGUCCCCUGACGGGGAGGCCAUUGUCACCGGUGCCGGAGACGAAACCCUGAGGUUCUGGAAUGUCUUUAGCAAAACCCGCUCGACAAAGGUAAAGUGGGAGUCCGUGUCGGUGCUCAACCUCUUCACCCGGAUCCGGUAGACCCAUGGGGCGGCUGUGCCACCUCGUCCCCAGGCGGAGACCCCACUCCUCAGCCUGCAUGGACCCGUGCCCCCGCCGCCCCCCUCCGUCCCUGGAGGCGGUGGGUGAGCAGGCGCUGGGCCGGAGACCGCAAGUCUCAUUAAACGCCUGAUUGUGAGCCAUGUCCACCAGUAUUUGGGUGGGACGCAGGACCCUCAGGAUGACUCCGGCUCCGGCUCCCCUCCUGUGGCCCAAGGCCCAGCCCAGACUGCAGUGCCGGAGCAGGCGGGUGCCGGACCCUCGUGUCUGCCCGCUCGCUGGGGGCUGCAUGCUCUACCGGAAGCUCCUGUCCACCCUGCCGACACCGACAGACAGCUGCUUGAGCUGGGGACACCGUGGGGGCCGGCGUGUCCUGCCCAAGAACGUCUCCAAGUGAACUCGUCACCGCGGGACGGGGAGUGGCAUCCGCCACCUGUGUCUGCCCCAGCGCGUCCCCAUCCCCUCACCACGAGACCGUGUUCCCCACCGGGCGAGGGCUGCCGUUGGGCCGUGUGGGCAGCCGGUGACCUGUGGUGGCUCAUCAUCCCCCAGCUCCUGCCUGUCCCCACCCUCCACACUGCGCACUUCGGGAAGCCAGGAGGGACAGAGGGGGCAGCCUGAGCUCCCACCCUUGUCCUGGCCCUGUCCCCAGCAGCAGGAGGGCCGUGGCGGGGCUGACGGGAGCGGCGCCCCCGCUGACAGCCUCGGCCCGCGGCUGCCGUGCGUGCAUGUGUAUAUACGUAUCUGUGACUCUUCAGACCCGUGUAUUUUGUUGGCCUGUCCCAGAAAUGUCGAACCCCAGCCCCUGCCCCAGAGACAGUCAUGGGGGUGACGCACUGCCCCGGGGACAGUCGUCUCCAUGUCCCUGCUGCCCGCUGCUGCGUGGACAUUGAAGCGUGUUUCCACUGGUCA